Molecule: messenger RNA, 1914 nt
Organism: Oryzias latipes (Japanese medaka)
Lineage: Eukaryota; Metazoa; Chordata; Actinopteri; Beloniformes; Adrianichthyidae
Gene: tmem43
Product: transmembrane protein 43
Biological process (GO): nuclear membrane organization; lipid metabolic process
Cellular component (GO): nuclear inner membrane
Source: RefSeq, a predicted model, not a curated record
CCCCCAAAUGCAUGUCGGGAUACUCUGUAAGGUAAAGCUAACCUGCGCGUCCACAGUCUUUCAGUUUGCUAACAUCAACUCAACUGUUGUUAAAAGAGUAAAUCGAGCCGGAAAAAUGUCUUCUGCACAGUUUCAUCCAGGUAAAGUGCCAGAUCAACACAGGCGGGUCACUGUCAAACACAACCCUGGAUUCCUGGAGAAACUGGGCGACACUGCAGGAGGAACAGUCCUCGGUAUUGGACUGUUUUUUCUCUCGAUCUAUGUUCUUUUCACCAACGAGGGUCGGGCUCUGCAGACCGCAUCCUCCCUGGAUGAAGGUUUCUCUCAGGUGGUGUCUCUGGGGCCUCACCCCGACCUAGAACUGCAGAACAAUCAGCGUUUAGUUCACCUGUCUGCAAAGCUCCACACCUUUCAGGCUCUUCAUGACCCCAACUACAAGGUGGUGGUGCAGGCGGUGAAGCUGAAGAGGGAGGUGGAGAUGUAUCAGUGGGUGGAGUACAGGGAGAGCAGAGACUAUCAGGAGAACGGAGAAUCCAAAACAGAGACCACUUACACCUACAACACUGAGUGGAAGUCGGAGCUGAUCAACAGCAGGAAUUUUGAUCAAGAAAUAGGUCACCAAAACCCCAGUGCCAUGGCGGUUGAGAGUGUGACAGUGGUGGCUCCUGCAGUCCAGGCUGGACCUUUCACUUUGUCUAAAGGUUUGGUGGACCAAAUCAACAAGUUCCAGACUCUGAGUCUGCGGGCUUUUCCACGCUCCCUCUUGGACUCCUUCCUCUCCGUUCAUGAUGAUUACUUCUAUCACACUCAGUUCCCGCUCAGGCCACAGGUCGGGGACAUUCGUGUGCGGUUCUCCUUCGCUGGACUGAGUGGGGAGGACACGCCCCUCGGCCCGCCUCAAACUGUCAGUAUUGUGGCCAUGCAAAGGGGGGAGCAGCUGGUGGCCUUUAAAACCAAAGCAGGUCACCUUCUGGAGAUCCUUUAUGAGGAGGAGCUCUCUGCAGAGGAGGUGUUUGCAAAGGAGCAGCAGCUGAACAGCCUGAAGACGUGGGGACUCCGGGCAGCAGGCUGGGCCCUCAUGUUCAUCGGCGUUCAGCUGGUCACGCGCAUCCUUCACACGCUGGUGAGUUGGAUUCCCAUCGUCAGGGACUUGGUGUCGGUCGGCCUGAAGAUCUUUGCCCUGUGCGUCUCCUGCUCGCUGUCUCUCAUCGUCAUAGCGGCGGGCUGGCUCUUCUACCGCCCCCUGGUGGCGGCCGCUCUGACUGCAGUGGCAGCGCUUCCGGUCUUUUUGGUCCGCAUGGGGCUGCUAGCCAAGAAGGAUGAAUGACUGUGCCUGAGGCUGCGAAGCUAUCAUUUUACUGGGUCCAGAUGACCCCACUGUUGCCAUCCUCAUCUUCACGGUGGCUGUGGUUUAGUAGCCCGGUGCACAGACUUUACCUUUGACGCCUGAUCAUUUAUCCCUUGUGCCGUCUUGUGGGGUCCAGAUGACCCCACUUCCAACGUUAGCACAAGACAAAGUUCUCCAAAAACAAGCUGCCUUGUCCCUUAAAUGUUUACCUCGUCACUCGAGAGGAUUCAGCUUUUGCUGUGUUUACCUCCAGGAGCCUCAAACGGUACAUGACGACCACGCAAGCUUUCAGCUGAAAGGCUUCAUCAGAAUAGCACUGGAUUAAAAAGACUCCAGAAAUGUGGAUGUAUUUGUGCAAAUCAAUCAUCUGCAAUAAUCCGGCAUCAGUCACUGCAGCUCCGCAUUAAUCCUCUUCUUUCCUGAUUGGGGGGGUGGUGGUGGUGGUGGAGGCCGUCUGGUCUCAUUUAGUCCGGGGUGUUUCCAUACAGAAAGGAUGGUUAGGAAGCAGAGCUUUUGUUUGAAAUCCUGCAUGAAUAAAAUCAUAAACCAAAUCCCUAAAGAACCAA